Messenger RNA from Hyaloscypha bicolor E, 485 nucleotides. RefSeq lists its product as uncharacterized. Bases 135 to 440 code for a protein of 101 amino acids. The transcript is spliced from 2 exons. The record is from RefSeq and is a predicted model, not a curated record. Lineage: Eukaryota; Fungi; Ascomycota; Leotiomycetes; Helotiales; Hyaloscyphaceae.
CUUGCCUAAUAUCAGAGUCCCUACCCUACCGGCCAAAGGCCCGGGAACCCAGUCCAGGAUGGAUUUCUCGCUGAGUCUCCCAGAUACUCAAAACCCCGCCAAGAUCAGAUCCCUCCCCAUACAUUGCUCCACGGAUGGUCUUUCGGCUCGGCCGUGACCCAGUGUCCUUCCGCACAAUGAAAUGUGUCGUCUUAACAAUACACCAUGCCUUUCCAAAUCCCUCGUCAACAAUCGCCUCCUCACUCUCCGUCAAACUCCUCGCCGCACCCCUUAACCCGCACCUCUCCCGCCGUCACCACAUCACCCCUUCUCCCUCACUAAGCGGCUGUAUGCUCUUACAGCAAUGGAUUCAAAAUGAUCACGUGAUCAACCCCUUUCCCUGCUCGCCUAAAUGUUGGCUCAGGGGAAACCAUGAAGGUGACGAUCCGAAUGUAUCAUGAAGUCAUCGAACAACGGUUCAUUGUACACGCCAUUUCCUGUUAAUU